Messenger RNA from Sebastes umbrosus (honeycomb rockfish), 5305 nucleotides. RefSeq names its product Ras and Rab interactor 2 (gene rin2). Gene Ontology annotation, molecular function: guanyl-nucleotide exchange factor activity; small GTPase binding. Gene Ontology annotation, cellular component: cytosol; endocytic vesicle. The record is from RefSeq and is a predicted model, not a curated record. NCBI's taxonomy places the organism in Eukaryota, Metazoa, Chordata, Actinopteri, Perciformes, Sebastidae. The transcript is spliced from 12 exons. Bases 257 to 3643 code for a protein of 1128 amino acids. Gene Ontology annotation, biological process: vesicle-mediated transport; signal transduction.
CAGUUAAUAGCUUCCUCAGAGGAGAGUUUGGGAUCAUGGAGACACAGACACCGGCUAAACUACAGUCUGUUACCUCGUUUUUACUCACCUGAAAGAACAAUAAAUACUCCAUCAUCACCUACAACAACAGAAGGAAACUCAACAUGGAGCUAUAAUGUCAUUUAAAUGUCCAGAAGCUCGUCGGAGAAGAAAAACUGGAGCAACUUAACAGAGAGUUCAGCAGACAGGGACAGACAGAGACGGCUCUAGAGACAUCAUGUCCACCAGUACCAUCAGUCAACCCUGCAGGCAGGACAGGAAAGGCAGUUUCUUAAAGCUGAUCGACUCGUUCGCCUGGGAAAUCGGCACAUUGAAGAAGGAAAUGGGGAAAAAGACUGAGCCUGCAGAAGGAGACCAGAAGACAGAUACACUUCUUGGACUGGGUGAAGAGGUGGGAGGUCUCUUCCUGCAGGCCUCCCCCUGUCCUGGGAUGGCAGCGGGGCUGGCUGGAGCCAGAGAUUCGGGCUAUGAUUCCCUCCAUCGGCGGCUCAGUGUUCUGGACCGACUGGUGCAUACACAUGCUGUGUGGCUACAGCUGGGCCUCAGCCACCAGGAUGCCACACGUAUACUGCAGAGCCAACCCGCUGGGACAUUCAUGGUGAGGAAGUCAACCAGCCUGCAGAAGAAAGUAAUAUCUCUACGCAUGAACAAAGACUCUGCGAUUCCCGUCAAAGACUUCCCUGUGAAGGAGAGCCAGUACACUUUCUCUUUGGUGGGAUCAGGCCUGAGCUUCGCAGAUCUUUUCCGCCUGGUGGCUUUCUGUUGCAUCAGCAGGGAUGUGUUACCCUUCACUCUGAAGCUUCCAGAAGCCAUCGCUUCAGCCACAACGUCUGCUGAUCUGGAGGAGGUUGCUAAACUCGGAGCAGGCUUCUGGGAUGCUCAGUCGUACCACAGGAGGACGGGCUCACUCUCCUUAUCAGGACUAAAUGCCCCCGACAGACCACCUCCUCCUGCCCAGAGACCAGUCUCCUUGCCCUCCAUCCCAGGGCACCCUCGGCUUCUAACUCGCACCCCGUCAGAGCUCAAGUGUCUCCAGUCCAACGGAGCACUUUGCUUCAUCAACCCCCUCUUCAUAAGGGUUCACCAAUCAGAUGGCGACCACAGCGCCACUUCAAAUUCCUCUGGUACAGUGAAGCAAGGCCUGAGGGAGGAACCCGUCAGCGACAGCCUAGAAACCAACAACACUCAACACUCUUGUAAAGACAGUCCUCAGGUCUGUAGCUCAGAUCAAAGUGACAGCAGCCAGUCCGCUCAAAGCAACCUUCAGAGCCUUGAUGGAAACACAGAGCUACAGGACGAUAACAGCCAAACCAGCAGCAGCAGCAGUCAGAAGCUAAGUGCUGCAGACAGCGUGGCACGGUCCCCACCUCCACGUCCACCCCCGCCUCGCAUUGCGCCGCAACGCUCAGCGCGUCCUCUCCGACAGCGCAGUAUGCCAGAGAAGAUCUCCUGGAUCAACGUCCCCAAGGAGAAGCCGGAGGAGCGGGAGAGGGGCAGCAGCCUCCUUUCUCGUUUGGGCUCCUCGCUAAGCAUCAGCCCCUCAUCCUCCCCUCCCAAGAGACUCAGCAUCAGCUCCCCCAUAUCCAUCCCCCGGCCCUCUCUCCCCAUCUCUCUGUCAUCUCUCUCCUCCUCUCCGCGUCGGGCCAAGGCCUCGCCAUCAUCCAGCCAGGAGGAUGCCCAGUGCCACGUGGCGCUGGAGGAACAGACUAUUGAGAAGGCUAUCAUUAGGGCCAGACUGUUUCAGCGUAAUGCUACCAGAACCCCCGCCCAGGACUCGAGCAGUCCUCCAGACCCUUCACCGAUGACGACAAGCAAGCAGACAGAUGUGACAGAAGAAGAAGAAGAAGAAGCAGGCGAGGAAAACGGUGGUGGUGGUGGCCAGCGGCUCAGCGACAUGAGCCUUUCCACAGAUUCCUCAGACUCUCUGGAUUUCUCCCAGUCCUCAGCCUUCUUCCUUCCUCCUCUGCAUGAUCCCAGCCCCCCCACCGAGGCUGACUUUAACACCCAUCUCCCCCUCUCCAUUGCACCAUCCCACAUGCCUUACUGCAGCAUGGAAGAGGACGACGAGGACGACGACGACGACGACGAAGAGGAGCCCGACUAUGGCGUCAGUCUCGAGAGCGACCAGGACCAAGACCAGGACCUAACCAUGGUGCCACCGGGCCACCGCACAAAGCGCCGCCCAAGUGCCAGCGCUUUAGUCCUGCAGAAGGCCCUGCGAGGGCACCUGCGCAAGAUGAGCGGCGUUUUCAACUCGCUGCUGACGCCUGACAAGAGGGCGAUCCGCAAGGUGAUGGAGUUGUCCCGGGAUAAAAGCUCGUACUUCGGCUGCCUGGUGCAGGACUACCUGAGCUACAUGGGCGAGGGUGCGGGCACCCAGGCUUGGCAGGGCUACGCCUCUGGACUGGAGCUGCUGCAGACUCUCCGCCAGUUUAUCACUCAGAUGAAGAGCUACCUGAGACAGAGCUCCGAGCUGGAGCCGCCAAUUGAGAGCCUCAUUCCUGAAGACCAGAUCGACCGAGUCCUGGAGAAGGCCAUGCACAAGUGCGUUCUGAAGACCCUCAAACCGGUGGUGAGCGUGGCCCUGCAGGAGUUCCAGGUGCGCAGCGGGGAGUGGCAGGAGCUGAAGGAGAACAUGGCGUUGGCCAAGGCCCGGCAGCCGCAGGAAAUGGGCGUGGCCGACAUGCUGCCCCCAGACUCCGUGGCCAUAGAGAAGAUCAAGCACAAGUUCCACACCAUGAGUAAACUGUACUCCCCCGAGAAGAAGGUCUCCAUGCUGCUGAGAGUCUGCAAACUCAUCUACACCAUCAUGGAGGAUAACUCGGGUCGUCUGUAUGGUGCCGAUGACUUCCUGCCCAUGCUGACUUACGUGUUGGCCCAGUGCGACAUGCCUCAGCUGGACAAUGAGAUACUCUACAUGAUGGAGCUGCUGGACCCCGCUCUGCUCCACGGAGAAGGUGGCUACUACCUGACCAGCGCAUAUGGAGCUAUGUCCCUGAUUAGAAACUUCCAGGAGGAGCAGGCAGCCAGAGCUCUGCUGAGCUCUGAAACCAGGGACACACUCCACCAGUGGCACCGCCGACGCACCACCCAGCGCUCUGCACCGUCCAUCGAUGACUUCCAGAACUACCUGCGGGUGGCGCUGCAGAACCUGGACAGCGGCUGUACGGCCAAGACCCUACAGGUCCGACCUUACGCCUCCGUGGAGGAGGUGUGUCGGCUGUGUGCCCAGAAGUUCAAAGUGUCGGACCCCGAGAACUACGGCUUGUUCCUGCUGAUGGAGGGCAGCAGCCAGCAGCUGGCGCCAGACACCCACCCUCAGAAGAUCAAAGCUGAGCUCCACAGCCGCUCGCAGACCACUCCCUUCCACUUUGUCUUCCGCCGUGUGGCCGCCAACAACAACAACACAUCAUCAGCUCCCCUCAAUCUUACACCCAACCUCAAUGACCUCACUGUGACCUCUGACGCCCAGGCCAACCUGAAUGACCUCAGCAUGGACCUGUCAGCCUCCUCCUCCCAGCUCUCUCUCAGCUCAGGCCUCAGUCCGACUCUGAGCCUCAGCCUGCCGCCCAGCCACCUCAAUGGCAACUCUAUAUCUAUAUGACUGUAACAGGGGGGGCUGACUGAAAGUCUGAACGGGGUCUUUGUCUCCCGGCUGUGACAGUAUCCCCCAUUAUCUCUAACAAACACGGUUCCAUGAGACCUACACUGGCCAGCACGUUGAAAGGAUUGGGCAAAGCGCGGUGUCGUGCCAGUCCUUACAAAGCCUGAUUUCUCCUUUUGGAUGUCUGUCUCAGUCAACAUCCCCCUCGCUGGAAAGUUCUGUCAGACAGACACGGGUGAAAGAGGAAAAGAAGAAAGGAGGGAAGGAAACGAGAGAGAUUUUUUUUUUACUUCCUUGGCUCUAUUUUUGGCAACUUUGCAAUGCUAAGUGUGUUACGGACGACAUGAACACUAACAUGUGUUAGCAGUCCUGCCUUAAUGCUGGUGCUUCCUGUGCAGAUUCAGGGUCAGCUGUUCUUGUUGUUACGUUUUAGGGUACAUAGAGGGAAAUCAGAUCUCCGAGACUAAUCAAUCAUUUUAAAUAUACUACAGAUUAUUUAGGUGAUAGAUGUAGCUUUGAUUUACUUAUAACAGUUGCUGGUAAACUGUGUUAUUAUGUUGUUUGAGACCGUUAAUCCUACAGAUUGUUUGGCGACACCCAGUGGUGGCUGUUGCACACAGCAAGAGUUUCAUCUGAAACUGAACAUGUAUGGCCUUAGGUGGGAAGUAAUAUGCCUUAUUGCAACAAAAUAACAAGCAGAAGAAGGAUAUUAUCAAUGAAAGGUAUAAUAUAUAUGGCAUUUUAUAUGAUAAUCUUAAGGAUUAACAUUUUAAAAUUUGUAAAAUAUUGUUCUUGCAUGUAGUUUUAAGUGUAAUAUUAGAAACAGGCAGUUCUGCCGGUGUUUUAAAAAACAUUUAUGUAUUUACUGAUUAUCCUGGUGAUAUGAAAAAUACCUGAUAUAUUGCGUGUUAAAGGGCAUCUUUCUUCCAUUCAGAUUGACGAUAUGUGACCGAGGAACAAGUUGUGGCUUCCACAUUUACAAUUUUUGACAAGUCUACUUACUUAACGUACUACUGACAAAAGUUAAAGGUUUUUAUCCUGGUGAAUAAAAAGAUGUGGUCAGUUAUAAAAUAAAGAAUGUGUGGACUUCCAAGCUGGUCUGAGGUCACACAAACAUGCUGUGUUGUAGAUAUUUGGAAAGACAAAAGGUAUGUGAGGAUAUAGUGGUGGGCAGGUGAGGGAACGUUGUCUACAUCAGUAUUGAGUUUGGUACUGUCGAUCAAAAAAAAAAUACUUGACAUUUUCUUGUGAAUUUAAAAGGUUCCAGUAGUUGGAAAAUCUAAUUGCUAUGCUGUUAAUUUACUGAGUGUAAUGAACUGUAACACUCCAUUCGUUCCUGUCUUACAGUCAUGAGUGGUAAGUAGAGAGGAAACACGAGUAGCAUUAAUGUCAUGUACCGUAGCUCACCGUGUAUAUCUCUGGGGACCAAGUGUUCAGAGUCUGAAUUGACUCACACUGCCAUGUUUUUGGUAAUCUAACUUUCUUUAAGCAAAUAUGUGUAUUUAUGUCUCUGUGCGGGUAUCUUUCACAGACGGCUUUUUCCGUGUUCCAUAAUAAUCUUUGGUGUCAAAAUGUCAUUUGCGCCCAGGAGACAUCUUGUUUUGUUGUCAUUGAAUGAUAUCAUAAAUAUUAUUUUGCACUUAAUAAAUGUUUGAAGAGGAA